AUGUUAGCGACGAGAUAUGGGUUACAAGAGACGCACAAUGUCUAUAUUGAAGAAGCGGUUGCCAUGUUCCUCGAAGUGGUGGGCCAAGAUAAGACAGUACGGGUUAUUGCACAAAGAUAUCAGCGUUCGUUAGAUACAGUCAAAAGGAAACUUGGUGAGGUUUUGAGUGCUCUCUUGAAAUUUGCUGCAGAUGCACUAAAACCAGAAGAUGGUGAGUUCACAAGAGUAUGUCCUGCUUUGAGAAAUGAUGAUCGAUACUGGCCAUUUUUUAAAGACUGUAUUGGAGCAUUGGAUGGAACUCAUAUCUCAGUCCGCCCUCCUAAGCGAAAUGCAGAAGCAUACAAGGGCAGAAAACAGGAGCCAACCAUGAAUGUCCUUGCUAUAUGUAACUUUGAUAUGAAGUUCAUAUAUGCUUAUGUGGAUGUGUCGGGUAGAGCCCAUGACACAAAGGUAUUAACUUAUUGUGCGAGGAAUGAGCCUUUUUUUCCACAUCCGCCAAAUGGAAAGUAUUAUUUGAUUGAUGCUGGAUAUCCCACAAGAACAGGGUAUCUUGGUCCGUAUCGUAGAGUUCGAUAUCAUCUCGAUCAGUUCAACAGAGGAGGACCACCAACGAACACUCGAGAGGUGUUCAACCGGAGACAUUCAAGCUUGCGAUCAGUGAUUGAGCGGACAUUUGGAGUGUGGAAAGCAAAAUGGAGAAUUCUUGACCGUAGGCAUCCAAAAUAUGGUUUGAUCAAAUGGAUAAAGCUAGUGACGGCAACGAUGGCUCUACACAACUUCAUACAAUAUCAUACUCAUGGUGAUAAUGAUGAAGAGGAAGAUGAAGAAGAAGAAGAAGAAGAUGGUGAUGGUCAUGGUGGACAUAUUCCAUAUGAGCCGGCUGGUGAUAGAGCCCUGGAAGGUUUACGUGAUCAUAUUGGGCCAUGGGUGAACAAGAAGAAGGAAGUUGACGUGGAAAUCCAGCUUCACGAAGUGGUUGCAAACAUCGAUCUGCUGGGUGAGAUUAAAGAUGGAGGAAUGUACGCGGAAGAGGAGCUGUUUCGUUUGAAGGGAAUGGAGGAAUAUUGCAAGGCUGUCGUCGAGUUGGCCGCUGUCCUGGACUGGUCUAUUUCCUACCUCGAUCUCCCUUUUCAGAGGAAUCCGUAG
Messenger RNA from Brassica oleracea var. oleracea, 1146 nucleotides. RefSeq lists its product as uncharacterized. Lineage: Eukaryota; Viridiplantae; Streptophyta; Magnoliopsida; Brassicales; Brassicaceae. The coding region runs from base 1 to 1146 and encodes 381 amino acids. The transcript has 3 exons. The record is from RefSeq and is a predicted model, not a curated record.